Messenger RNA from Scomber scombrus (Atlantic mackerel), 1165 nucleotides. It is a transcript of the gene pheta2, whose product is annotated as PH domain containing endocytic trafficking adaptor 2. Gene Ontology annotation, cellular component: trans-Golgi network; early endosome; recycling endosome. The record is from RefSeq and is a predicted model, not a curated record. The coding region runs from base 1 to 801 and encodes 266 amino acids. NCBI's taxonomy places the organism in Eukaryota, Metazoa, Chordata, Actinopteri, Scombriformes, Scombridae. The transcript is spliced from 3 exons. Gene Ontology annotation, biological process: endosome organization; receptor recycling; retrograde transport, endosome to Golgi.
AUGAAGAUCCAUGAGAAGAUUUUGACCCAUUACCUUUCAUGCACCUCUCCAGUAGAUAAAGAAGGAUAUCUCUUUAAAAAGAAAGAGCGAAAUGCCACCUACCAGCGGCGGUGGUUUGUCCUGAAGGCAAACCUGCUUUUCUACCAGGACCGACCGGCUGACCGACACCUGUUGGGGGUCAUCGUCCUGGAAGGGUGUGCAGUCCGACGCUCGGAGACUGACGGACAGUUUUCCUUCUCCCUGGUGUUUGAAGGGCCCGGACUCAAAACAUACAGAUUUGCAGCCGUGGAUCGCCAGUCUCAAGAGAGCUGGGAGAAAGCUUUGCUCUCAGCCAGCCACUGUUACCUCUCCCUGCUGAUGAGAGACCUGGGGAGGCAGUAUGAAGAAGCUAAACAGCUACACGGUGAAUCUUGUCCCAGCUCUGCACUCAGCGCCUUCAAACAGUCCACAACCCAGGUGAACCAGGGCCUCUUCCUCCCUUUGCAGGGGCCCACAGCAGUGGUGAGGGAGGGGCGAAGCUUCAGCGCCAGCACUGUUUUACAACCACGUUCAAUUCCGACUAAGGUGGUUACUAAAAAAUCCCCCAAACUGUGGCACAGGAGAAACGCUCAUGUCACACCACUCAAUGGUCCGGCGCCUUUGUACGGCGAGUGGCCUCUGGUUGGUUUUGAUCCACUCGAGGAGUUCAGCAAACUUCAUGAAUAUUACGGCCAGGAAGUGAAGAAAGCCAGAGAGGAGUGGCUGAAGAGUCAACAAACAGAGGAGCAGCACAGUGAUGAAGAUCUCAUCGACCUGGGGUGAAAAAAACAGACUGUUGAAGAGGAACUGAAAUGGUGCGGUUCAUGUAUGUCAAAAGGGAACUGAACCUGUUCUGUCGUGAGUUAAACUGUAUUUAACAACGCAGAUUUCUAAACCCAGACAUCUGUAAAUGUGCUAAAUAUUCCCCCAUUGCAUACAAUCCGUUUCAGUUUCAUCAUAUGUUAGAUUUAUUUCACAAAGAAACUGAUAUGCUUGAGCCAAGACGGCCUUACAGAGUCCUCGGGACACAAAAAUCUCCACAUAAAGGUGCAGAAGUGCAGAUAGAUAAGUGCUGGUGUCUCUGGUGUUGCGCUUUUUGCACACAAGGUCUUCAGACAAUAAAUAGUGUGCAUAAAAGCCUUUUUGU